This is a messenger RNA of Myxocyprinus asiaticus (Chinese sucker), 4620 nucleotides long. RefSeq names its product POU domain, class 6, transcription factor 1. Bases 784 to 2529 code for a protein of 581 amino acids. The record is from RefSeq and is a predicted model, not a curated record. NCBI's taxonomy places the organism in Eukaryota, Metazoa, Chordata, Actinopteri, Cypriniformes, Catostomidae. Gene Ontology annotation, molecular function: RNA polymerase II cis-regulatory region sequence-specific DNA binding; DNA-binding transcription factor activity, RNA polymerase II-specific. Gene Ontology annotation, biological process: regulation of transcription by RNA polymerase II. The transcript has 10 exons.
UCCCGCCUCUCUACUGCCCUCUGCGCACUCCUUAGCUCCCCUCUCUGCCUGUGCUCUUCCUUUGUUCCUGUGAUGAUUCUCUGAUCUCAACUGAAAUGCAUUCUCAAAAAAAAUCUUGAUAGUAAAGAUUAAUCAGACUUCAGGCUGAGCAAACACUUUGAAAUUGUAUUAUGCUAUAGAUAUUAGAGCUGUGAAUCUUCACUGGCCUCAUGAUUUGAUUACGAUUCAAAGGGUAAUGAUUCUCGAUGCAUCACGAUGCAUCUUGUCCUUCAAUUUCUUUCUUUUUUCAGUUUCUUCAAAAUGUAUUUUUUACUCUAUAUUUUCCCUUUCAGCAUUUAUUUAACAGCUGUUUUAAAAAAUCAGAACGAGUCACAUUACAUAAACUGGCCUUUUCCAUUCAGUAUGAGCUGUGAACAAAACAUGGAACUUCCACAAGAUUAAAUAAAUGGUUCUAUAGUUUAAACGAGUAUCUCAGUUUUUCAGUUUCUUUCUUUAGAACCUUAUAAAAAAAUCUCUUAAAAGCACAAGAAAAGAAAUAUUGGUUCUCCAUCAAAACACACUGAAUACUAUGACUUCAACUGAUUAUAUUAUUUUUUUUAUUUUGGUUUAAGCAUUGUAAAUAAUUUAAUAGUAUUUAAUUAUUAUUUGAAAUUAAUCUAUGCCAUGCUAUUCCUUUUAAUUUAACCACAACUGGAAGUUGCUGAUCCAGGAUGAGAGAUAUAUCUGCUUCUGUGAGAGUUCAGCUGUCAGCUUCUCCUCUCCUCACCUGCACAGGUCAUCGUCAUGUCAGGUCAGGAGACCAUCCGGGUGUUGGAGGUAGAGGUCGAUACAGCCCUGUCCUCUUCAGGGGUCGAUGGGAAGGUGGAGUCAGGUGGCGAAGAGGGGGGAGGACAGACCCUGGAGGCAGUGGAGGAGGCAUUGGAUAGUCCAGUUACCACAAAUGAAACCACAGCAGUGUCUGUGGAGGUGUCAUCAUCCGGAGUCCAGACUGUGGUCUCCAAACCCCCCAUCAGUGUGACACAAGCUCAGCCCCAGACCAGCGUACCCAUCACUGUUCAGGCGUGCCCACAGGUCCUGACUCAGGAUGGUUUGGCUUCUCUGAUGACUGGCAUGCUUGCUCAGCAGGGUUCUCUGGGUCAGCCCAUGCUCAUCCCUCUGAGCAUGGCUGGAUCUGUUGGGGGUCAGGGUGGUCUGGCCGUGCUCACCUUACCCACUGCUACUUUCGCCACCUUACCUAGUCUCGCUGCUGCCAGCCCUGCUGGAGGACUGCUGAAACUGCCGUUUGCUGGACUGCAAGCUGCAACCGUGUUGAACUCUGUCCAGACACAGCUGCAGUCACCUGCACAGGCGGUUCUGCAGCCCCAAGUUUCUGCACUACAGUCCAUACAGGCAGCCGUGCAGCCAACACAGAUGACACCAACCACCACUGUGUCUGCUGUGCAGAAAGCAUCAGAGCCCAGCGCUUCUGUUGCAGCACUUCAGACUGCAGGCCUGUCCAUCAACCCUGCUAUUAUCAGCGCUGCCUCUCUGGGCGCACAACCACAGUUUAUUAGCUCUCUUACCACAACUCCCAUCUUUACCAGUGCCAUGUCUAAUGUGGCAGGACUGACAAGUCAGCUCAUUACCAACUCACAGGGCCAGGUGAUUGGAACACUUCCUCUGCUGGUGAACCCUGCGUCAUUGGCUGGUGCUGCAGCUGCCUCUGCAUUGCCCGCUCAAGGCCUGCAGGUCCAGACCGUGUCCCCACAGCUGCUCGUGAACUCCCAGGGUCAGAUCAUUGCUACUAUAGGGAACGGCCCGACUGCUGCUGCUCAGUCCACCGCAUCUGUCCUGCCUAAAGCCACUGUGCCCCUGACACUCACCAAGACCACUACACAGGGUUCUGUUGGGAAAGUGGUUCAGUCUAAAGUGAUCAUUGCUCCGCAGCCUACAGCGGGAAAAGCAGUCACAUCCCUCUGCUCUGCUGGUGCCAUCGCCUGUGGAGACAUGCCAACCGUUGGCCAGCUUGUCAGCAAGCCACAGUCAGGUGUGCAUGAAGAAGAGGCCAUUAAUCUGGAGGAGAUCCGUGAGUUUGCCAAGAAUUUCAAGAUUCGACGGCUCUCUCUGGGCCUGACACAAACACAAGUGGGCCAAGCUCUCACUGCUACAGAGGGGCCUGCAUACAGUCAGUCAGCCAUCUGCAGAUUCGAGAAGCUUGACAUCACCCCCAAAAGUGCCCAGAAGCUGAAACCUGUGUUGGAACGCUGGCUGGCGGAGGCUGAACUCUGGAACCAGAAAGGUCAGCAGAACCUGAUGGAGUUUGUCGGCGGAGAACCCUCCAAGAAGCGCAAACGGAGAACCAGCUUCACGCCGCAGGCCAUCGAAGUCCUCAACACUUACUUUGAGAAAAACUCCCUCCCGACCGGACAAGAAAUCACAGAGAUUGCCAAGGAGCUGAAUUAUGACCGAGAGGUGGUUCGCGUCUGGUUUUGUAACCGUCGACAGACUUUGAAAAACACCAGCAAGAUCAAUGUGUUUCAGGCCCAGUAGGAUGACAGAGUGUCUGAGAAUGCAAGAAACCUUUUGAAAGCUGGUGUUGAAUAAAUGGUUGGAAUAUUGGUGCUAGUCACAACAUGACUGAAAUGACUGAUUUGCGGUUAAGACGAAGCCAGCUGCACUUGAAUGAAGUGAGGUCCUAGCGUAGUGUCAAACAUACUCAUUUCCGUUAUGCUGCAUGCAGUGAAUUUUUUGGCGUGCCACCACAAUUUUUGAUGCGGAAAAGGCUUUUGAACUAUUUAAAAUGUUGAAGAAGCUAUGAGUCCUAAUCGCCGUGUUUAUAGAAAAAAAAGCACUUCGUCAAUACACUAAAAAGUUAAAUGUGCAAAAUAUUCCCCCCCAUAUAUUUACUUGUUUUGCAGUAACUAAACUGACAUUAUUCUUCAUAGAUGUCAUCUGAUUAUUUUCUGUUGCAACUGCAGCUAUAGGUCUAGACUGAAUACAUUAAAAUACAUGUAGGUUGUAAUUCAAUGAUUUGACUGAACCUCCCAUUUAUAGUGUUCAUGUUGUUUAGCUGUACAUUACCUGAUACUGGUGUUUAUGAUCUUUGACCAUCAAAAACCAUCCAUUAGAGAGUGCAUGUUCUUGUCCAUGCCAACAGUGGUUCCCUUGUCUUUGUGCUUAUAUACAGUAGGUGUAGUUUGGUCAAGUGUAUACUGGACAAUCAUAAGACUCAGAAAGCAUGCCCUGCUUUUAUGUGGCGAAAUCCACAGUACUCAGUCAUCAACAUUCAUUUUGUCAGAGAUGUGUAUGAUUGCAGUGGAGGUAUGUCUGUCUGUUGAUUUAUAUAGAAAAUGUAUACUGUUGAGAUGACAAUGACUGACCUUUAUUGUUACUGUUAUAGAGUUUUUGCCAUAAGUCUUGGAAAAAGCAAACUCUUAUGUCAGGAAAUGCUUUUAAAAAGAGAAUGAAAUCUAUAAAUAUAUGGGGCACUUAAGAAACAAUCAAGUAGUUGAUUGAAGAGUCAUAAAACAUGUUAAGUGUUAUAGGACAUUAUCAAAAAUGCAUUUUGCCAUUAUUGAAUUUGGAUUGUAAACUCCUUUAUGAGAAGUUGUCCCUUGAGACAUUGUGACAAUACAACAAUAUUCACAGUUCAUAUGAGUAUUUUUCAAAUUUGUAACAUGAAACAGUUCAGCGUGUUGUAACGUGUUUCACAUGUUUAUGUUCUAAGCAUAAACCGAUAUUGUUCUUAUGGACCUUCAGUAUUUAUCUAAUGGAUUCUUAUCUUAAUUGGUACAAUGCUAUAAAUAUUAAUGUUGGAAGAAGGAAUGGUAUAAGCAAUUAGUGUUUUAACUAACGCUAUGAGCAUAAAAAACAAACUUUUCAACAUUUUAAUUCACGCAGAGAUGGAUUUUAAAACAACGCUUAAAAAUUGCAUUUACAGAUCCAUUAACAAUAUUUAUUUUGUAUCAAUUGUAAUGUUUAGUAUUAACUUGUUAUUUUAAUAAAUUAACACUAAACAGACAUGAUGUUAUAUAUGACUUCUCUGAAAUCUCUUUUACUCUCCAUAAAGGUAAGUAGGCUACUUUUGGAAACAGUACAUUUUUUAACAUGUACCGACACUAUUUAUGUUUGUAUCACAAUCUGAACAAAAACAGACUAGAUAGAAAUUUCACAAGCUGAUUUUCAAAACAUAGAUGAAAAGAAUUUGAAAAAAAUCUGGUUCAUUUUAAAUGACUGUCCUAUAAAUAUGGAAUGGUAAAGGUAAUAUACUUAAAGAACUUGUUGCGACCCUUAAGAAAUUUCACCUUGGUAACACUAACUAUAGUCUGACAUUUUAGUGGAAAUCCAUAACUGUUUCUAUUCAUUAAGUUAUAAAUGGGUGAUUCCACGAUUGUGGUGCAUUUAGGGUUUUCACCUCUUGAAAAUCAAACUUAACUUUCUGUUAAUUAUCAACAUUUAAUCUAAGAAAACGCACUUUUGGCCAUUCAAAAAGUGUUUAUGCCUAUCUCAGGCCUUAAGGUUUUUUUUACAAGUGUUUUUUUUUUUUUUAUGUGCAAUGACUGCAUGUUCUCAACCCUUUUACUAAGAUUUGUUAAAUUCUUUGAAUAUUAUAUUUUAAUGUAUACAAAAUAAAGUACAUAU